AUGGCGACCGUGACCGUUUCGUGCGCAUUACAUAGUAUCGGUGAUCGACAUGUUUGUAAUUUCAGGUAUCAGUUGGUAUUUGCGGCUAUAGACUUCAUGCUGUCGUUGGGAGUUCUGACGUUUGUGCUGUGCGCGUGGAUGUCGUAUACGACGCUGGCAGUGGUGCUGCGUCGCAGAGCAAGGCGAAGGGGUCGCCAAGCCCUGCGCGGCAAAACCGUACUUAUCACUGGCGCCAGUUCAGGGCUGGGCAUGGCGCUGGCUUGUCGCUUCUAUGGUCUUGGCUGCAAGGUGCUACUUGCAGCCAGAAACGUAGACAAGUUACAAAAGCUGAGGGAUGAAUUGAUGUCCGCAACGGCGGUGUCGACCGAUGAUCACUCUAAGUCACCUGAGCCGUUGUGCUAUUACCUGGACUUGAGCAGACCAGACUCAGUAUUAGAUACCUGUCGAAAAAUCCUCGCUGAGAAUGAGAACGUCGAUGUUGUGGUGAAUAACGCCGGCGUCUCGGUCCGGGCCAACUGUUUGGAUACAACGCUGGAUGUGCACCGCUACAUGAUGGAAGUGAACUACUUCGGUCACGUGGCGCUAACCCAGGCUAUGACCGAACAUAUGGUCGGCCGCCGACCGAGCAGUGACAGCCGAGAUAUCCGGGGACGGUUCAUAUGCAUUGGUAGUGUCCAAGGCUUGUUCUCUAUUCCUCACCGUAGCGCGUACGCCGCUUCUAAGCACGCCUUUCAGGCCUACUUUGACUGCUUUCGAGCCGAGAUGACCACCGAUAAUAUCCAUGUAUUGUUCGUGUCCCCCGGCUAUAUAAAGACCAAUCUGUCGGCAAAUGCGCUGACUGGCGACGGCGGUAAGUAUAACAAAGUGGACAGCGGUGAAGAGCACGGCGCCGACCCGGACGUUGUGGCCAGUAGAGUCAUCGAUGCCUUCUUAGAUGACAAAGAGGAAUUGAUCGUAGCACCGGCUAUCGCUAAGGUUGCCAUGUACAUGCGCUAUCUGCUUCCUCACUACUUCUUCAAGGUGAUGGCCAGACGGGCUUUGAAAGAAGAAAAGAAAACCACCUGA
Messenger RNA from Soboliphyme baturini, 1065 nucleotides. The record is from the annotation of a GenBank genome assembly. NCBI's taxonomy places the organism in Eukaryota, Metazoa, Nematoda, Enoplea, Dioctophymatida, Soboliphymatidae.